AUGGAGACCAGGCCUCCCGGGGAGAGGCAGCCCUCCCUGGCCCUAGCCACGGCGGAGGAGGCUGAAACCCACGACCCCAUCGGAACCAUCUUAGUCCAGGUCCAUGAAGACCUUUAUCAAUUAAAGGAGAAAUUAGCAAACUUCCCACUUGAGGAAAGAGGAGCAACUCUAGACAUUCAGAAUCUUGAAACAGCAAUCAAAAGGACUGAAAUGGGGUUACGAAUUCACAUUGAGAAGUAUUUAAAUGUUGUAAACCAUCACGUGUUAACGACUCCUAUUAGUGGUGAUAAGUUAUAUUCUUCCCACACUUCCGAAUGGUUGCUUCCAACUGUAAUUAAUCAGAAAUCAUUUAUUUUCCCUUUGGAAUCUGAGGGUAAACUUUGGCAACCCCAAAGACAGCAUAGUACAUCUCCACAUGCUUUGCCAAGGAUAAAGCAAAAGAUAGGGCUGGAUGUAAAAAUCAUGCAGGAUCCUGAGAACACCCAGCACAGAGCUGCAGUCCAUGCGCACUAUGGAGUCAGUAUGCCAUAUAUUAAUCAGAGAAAAGCACAUAAGGGCCUUAGACAUGGGGAGAGAAGAAGAAAUCUCUGAUACUGUUUGUGCUGAAUGACAUUUAGUUCCAGUUACACACCCCAAUGCAACACAUUAAAGGAUCUACAGAAAAUUUGACUUUGAUUUAUUUUGUUUUAAAUAAAAAGGGUUUCUUAAAAGGCUUGAAACAUGUAUCUGUUACAUGAAUUUUAAAAGAACGAUUAUGAAUGCAUAACAAAAUAGCCAAACAAAACAUUGCUUUGAAUUGCUGCGCAAAUAACUCUGAUUAUAACUGUUAUGACCUAGAAAAGAAUCAUAAAAACAUUUUUCUUUUUGGCAAGAUGUGAGUUGCUAUAGAAUUAUACCAGUUCCUUGGGCCCACUUUCCAAAUAAAUAAAUAUAUAAUGCAAUGUAAA
This is a messenger RNA of Miniopterus natalensis, 947 nucleotides long. NCBI's taxonomy places the organism in Eukaryota, Metazoa, Chordata, Mammalia, Chiroptera, Miniopteridae. The record is from RefSeq and is a predicted model, not a curated record.